Molecule: messenger RNA, 843 nt
Organism: Sycon ciliatum
Lineage: Eukaryota; Metazoa; Porifera; Calcarea; Leucosolenida; Sycettidae
Source: RefSeq, a predicted model, not a curated record
UUUGUUUUCCGUUUUGUUCGCGUGUUCCGUGGCCAGCGACUGUGAUUUGAGGAUAACUGUUUUAGAAGCGUCUUUGCGUUCGGGUGCUAGGGAUGGCUAGCUCACCUUCGUACAAUCCGUUGCCGACCACAGAAGCACUCGAAUGGCCAGCGGGCCUGCGACCUAGCGGUUUGAAAUAUUUGCAGCGGAUGUCCGUGUUACUCCUUGCCCUGUCGACGGUCAACCUUGGUCUACAGGUGUACGUCAUAGUGCCCGGCGUGUCGUCGUCAGGAGGCCACGGUGCAUCGCUGAAAAUUCCCUCUCAGGCCCUGUGGGCUUCCGCCGUGGCGUUCUCCACGUCUUUGUACAUAGUGGCGUUAUCAUCGUUCUGUUGUCGAGGUGGAAAGAGGAGCACUAAACUGCAUUUAAUGCUCUCUGGCAUCGCCCUGUUUUUAACGUUUGUGGUCUUGGUCGGUGGUGUGGUUAUCAGUAGCGCUACGACGAGAAAUCUUCAAACCGCCAAGAGCGCUUCCAGUCAUGCCUGCGUCUACUACGACAAGACGGGGAUCACGGGCAAGAGUUGGGUCCAUCUGCCUUUUGGAUGUUCAGCCUGUACUCCAGUGUAUUCAUGGUCGGCACGUGAGCCGAACAUGUGCUGCUGCUGCUAUGGGAGCUCCCACGGCGGUCGAGAUAUCAUGCCAUUCUAUGGGGUCGACAAUUGUCAUGACAUCUUCGAGUACGUACUUCCCGUGUCCAUGGGAUCAGCGGUAAUUCACGGCAUCUCCACGGUGCUUUCGCUCGUCAUGUUCGUAACGGCGUGUGUGGUUGGCUGUUCGUGCACUGGCUGCUCCACACUGUGCGGAC